Eruca vesicaria subsp. sativa (arugula) is the source of this 419-nucleotide messenger RNA. NCBI's taxonomy places the organism in Eukaryota, Viridiplantae, Streptophyta, Magnoliopsida, Brassicales, Brassicaceae. The record is from the annotation of a GenBank genome assembly.
GGUAAACCCAUAUCUAGACAUUCCAUUUAAAAAGAUUGUAAAAGACCAAGUAUAAAUUGGCCUAUCAUCAUCAACACACAAGCACUAUCAACUAAUUCUUUUUGAUUUCUUUUUUACUUAAUAAAAAGGAAUCUAAGAUGAUGAGAAAUGCUUUUUUGAUUAUGGUUCUUGUUUUUGCGAUGACUUUGUCGUAUCCUAAUGCUCAACCAACAGAUCCUCAGGCGUGUAUGGACGCAUUUAAGGGCACUUCAAAAGAUUGCCGCGAUCGUCUAAGCGGACUUCUUCAUUUUCAUUUCCGAUUCGGUGGGCUCAAGAAAACUUGUUGUGGAUCUGUUGCUAAUGUUACAGAUGUCUGUUGGCCAGUCAUCUUCCCGAGCAUGCCUUACAUUCGUUUUAUAGUAAAGUAUGUUUGCACAUAG